Messenger RNA from Nothoprocta perdicaria, 2126 nucleotides. RefSeq names its product ring finger protein 166 (gene RNF166). Gene Ontology annotation, molecular function: ubiquitin protein ligase activity. Lineage: Eukaryota; Metazoa; Chordata; Aves; Tinamiformes; Tinamidae. Gene Ontology annotation, biological process: ubiquitin-dependent protein catabolic process; protein polyubiquitination. The coding region runs from base 1 to 651 and encodes 216 amino acids. The transcript has 6 exons. The record is from RefSeq and is a predicted model, not a curated record.
AUGUGGGCAGCACAGAGAUUCCCUGGCCGGGGGGAGCCGCAGGGCAGGGAGCAGCUCCGAGCGCCGCUCCACGCUGCUCUCCGUGCCCGCAGGUUCUGCGGCGAGUGCCUGCAGCCCUGCCUCCAAGUGCCCUCCCCGCUGUGCCCGCUCUGCCGCAUGCCCUUCGAUCCCAAGAAGGUGGAGAAGGCCUCCAGCGUGGAGAAGCAGCUCUCGUCCUACAAGGCCCCUUGCAGGGGCUGCAGCAAGAAGGUAACCCUGGCGAAAAUGCGGUCCCACGUCUCCUCCUGCGCGAAGGUGCAAGAGCAGAUGGCCAACUGCCCCAAGUUCGUCCCUGUCGUCCCCACGUCCCAGCCCAUUCCCAGCAACAUUCCCAAUCGCUCGACGUUUGUGUGUCCGUACUGCGGGGCCCGCAACUUGGACCAGCAGGAGCUAGUGAAGCACUGCAUGGAGAACCACCGCAACGACCCCAACAAAGUGGUGUGCCCGGUGUGCUCAGCCAUGCCCUGGGGGGACCCGAGCUACAAGAGCGCCAACUUCCUGCAGCACCUCCUGCACCGGCACAAGUUCUCCUACGACACCUUCGUGGACUAUAACAUCGACGAGGAGGCGGCGUUGCAGGCUGCACUCGCCCUGUCCCUCUCCGAGAACUGAAGGCCGCUGCGGAGCAUCGGUUGGACCCACCCGCGCACCCUUUCUCCUCCUGCACACUCGGCCUUCCUGCCGGGGAGCCCCCUGGCCCCUCGGCACCCCCGGAGACCCUCGCCUCCCUCCUGACUUCUCUCUGGGCUGAUCCCACCUUGUUUAAGAAGGUGGAGUCUCUUUAGCAUCGCGCUGGACCGGUGAGUGAGCAGAGACGGCCGCUGUUGGGAGGAGAGCGCUGUCCGUGCUGAAGGACUGGGAUUGUCCCUCGUUUGGGCGUUUCAUAUCCAUAUACGGAGUAUAUACCUGUAUCCAGAUCUAUUUAUUAUUAGAUGCUUUUUGGCACCAUUUGUCUUCAUGCUCUUUGUUGCAAUUUAAUAGGUAUAUAAAACUACGAUGCGUUUUAUGCAAAAAUGCCCUAGUUUUUAAACGGGAAUCAUCCAUGAUCUUUUAAACAAAAACGAAGAAUAUAGCAUGGAGAAUUUUUUUUUUAAACCCCAUAAAGCUGUUUCUGGAGAUGCUGCUCUAUCCCGUCCCCCCCACUGUGGGCAAGAGCUGCCUUGUUUUCCUGCUACUGCACAGGCAAGGCCAAGAGCAGCCUGGGCUGAAAACCGGAGCGAGACUGUUGUCCUCUCGUGCCCUGUGACUCCGGAGGGCUCUGCAGGGAGCCAUGGAUGCUCCUGGCCUCCGGCAUUCAGCAAAACCUUGUGCAUUUUCUACUAGCUCUUGUGAUACGGGGAGUUCUUGCAUUUUUCUACAUUAAUGGGUGUGAUACCUUUUCCAUGUUUUAUAGAGCAGGAACGGAAGCUGUUACUCUUCACACUGCAAUAUCCGUGACCGGGGACAAGAGUAUUUUUAUGGAACGUUAUUAAGAAAGUAUAUUUUUUAAAAAAACAAACGAAUGAACAUGCUGUGGAUUUGCAAUGGGGUGGGAGGGAGAACCUGGGCACUCUGCCUGGGCAAUGGGAAGUGCAUGGGUUUCCCAUUCCAUUAUUGGGCCCUUCUGUUCCUUCGUGUGUUUCCGUGAAGCGAGUGACGUUGCAGGUGAGGCCGGGACAGCGCAGCACCUUGUAGGCAGAGCCUGUUGGCCGGAGGAGCAGGUGAGAGUCGCAGCAAGGCCGUGGGGUCCCUCUGGGGAAGAGAACUGUGCAGAAAGGGGCUGCGGUGAUGGGGAGGGGAAGCAGCUCUGUGUUCCGCAGGAGCCGGCUGCGAUCCUAGCGCAGUUGAGCCUCUCCGGCGCCUUUCCAGGCUCCACGUGUUCUCGCCAGCUGGGGUUGCUGGAGCAGCUCUUGCCCAGCAGGGUCUGCGCUGUAAAACACAGGCCUAAUGUGGACAGAUGGGCUUCCCUCCUCUGCCUGGCGUUUGGCCUCCCGCAUGCUCAAAGUUAAAUGAUGAGCUGUGGUGUUUGAGCACAGAGCCAGGAGCUGGGAAUCCAACCCACAGUGAGAACUCUGCCGGGAAUGGCCUGGAUUUGACUUUCCUCUCUC